This is a messenger RNA of Silurus meridionalis, 627 nucleotides long. RefSeq names its product ubiquinol-cytochrome-c reductase complex assembly factor 3. Gene Ontology annotation, biological process: mitochondrial respiratory chain complex III assembly. The record is from RefSeq and is a predicted model, not a curated record. The transcript is spliced from 2 exons. Lineage: Eukaryota; Metazoa; Chordata; Actinopteri; Siluriformes; Siluridae. Bases 86 to 331 code for a protein of 81 amino acids.
UAGUUCCGCUGGCCGCUGCGCUUUUAGCACUCAGUGGCUAAGCUAAAGAGUGGAGCUGAAGGGGGGUUAGCGGACGGCUAACAGCAUGAGCUCAUCCCGAAAGCUGCUCGCAUACACGGGUGCUGUAGCAGCGCUGAUGACCGGAUACCUCACCUGGAGGAGCCUCGAUCCCGGAGACCAGAGGAACCAAGAACUACUGAAGAACCUGCCUGAGUUCAGCUCAGCUCGCAUGGAGGAGAGCCGGAGAAGGAACGUUCAGAUUAUGGAGGUGCUCAAAGACGCUGCAGAGACCAACGACAACAUCGCUCGUACCUAUGGCAACCGGAAAUAACCACGCCCACCCAGCAUAACCCUGCCCACAUUAUAACCCCACCCAGUUCAUAACUUCGCCCACAUUACCCCCCCCCAAAAAACCCUAACCCACCUAGCCCAAACUCCGCCCCCACUUAAUUCCACCAACCAAUAAUUCCGCCCACACUAUAACCCUUUUCUCUAAACGUUCUGCGCAAACAGUGCGCACAGUUGACGCGCUCGUGUUGUGAGUGACGUGUUUCCGGUGUGAAAGCUCAGCGUGUGUUCGCUGUUCCUCAGUAAUUUUGAUUUCUUCCGUUUGCCGCUGUUUCUGAU